CAAAGGUCUACAAUGCCUUGGUGUACUUGACAGGAUUAGAAAUUAUCCUGAUGCCAUGAGAGGACUCUUUGUCCAUAAAAGCGACCUUCUUCUUGAUGCAGUGGAAAUGGACAACAUGUUCCUUGUUGAGUUCUCUGAGGAAGGCAGUAACAAGUAUAUAAAUGAAUUAAGAAUACAGACUUACUGGAGAGAUUAUUUAGUUGAAAUAGAAGAUACGCCGGACAAAUUCAAAUCUAUCUUGGCUUUUGUCACUGGGUUGGAUUCAGUUCCACCUUUGGGGUUUUCUCCACCACUCAAAUUAAAGUUUCGUCAUCCAGAAGCAGAAGAAAAUUUCAGUGUGUUUGCUACCCCUUAUGCAAACACAUGUUCCAACACUCUGAGCAUUCCUGUCACCGAAACAUACAGUGCGUUCAAAGAAGUCAUGGACAAUGCACUAGAUUUGGGUUGUUUAUUUACUGAUUAUUGAGAAAUGUUAGGUGGUGUAUAUAUAUCCAUGUGUUUAACUCACAGGUUAGAGUUAAGAUAUUAAAGUGUGCAUGUGUUCAGAUUGUAUUUAGGUUUUAUGAUGUGUAUUUUAAAAAGUCAAAAAACUUUUUAAUAUUUACAAAAUUGUUCACUGAUUGAAAUUGUGUGAAUUAAUUGUGAAAUGAAAAUGGCAAAUUUUUACUCAUUUUGUUUCAGUUGGUAUUAGCUGGACUUUUAGCAAGCUAUUCAAUAUUUCACUA
Molecule: messenger RNA, 725 nt
Organism: Saccostrea echinata
Lineage: Eukaryota; Metazoa; Mollusca; Bivalvia; Ostreida; Ostreidae
Product: G2/M phase-specific E3 ubiquitin-protein ligase-like
Exons: 2
Coding region: 56-466 (136 amino acids)
Molecular function (GO): ubiquitin-protein transferase activity
Source: RefSeq, a predicted model, not a curated record